AUGGCACACAACCUAUAUCUAAAUUUUAACGAGAAUAACAAUGGUGAAGGUGAAAGAGGAGCAACAACAGAGACAACCUUAACCCCGCUCGAUGAGGUCACAAGGUCAAAAGCCUUCAAAGAACUUAACGAAGAUACCAAGGAUCGAUUGGAGGCUGUUGAGUGUUUGAGGUCCUGGAUCAACACGCAACCAGCUUAUAAAUAUACAAAGUUCCUAAUUUCAUUUUUGAGGGCACGCAAGUUCAGCCAAUCAGGAUCGAGGGAUUUGUUGAAGAGGCAUUUGAUGAUGAAGACGAAGAUGAGAGGGUGGUUCGAAAAUGUGGACCCCUGCGAAGCUGGCCUGCUGGCCGUCCUCAAAGAUGGAUUUGCGCACCCACUUUCGAAAAGAAGCCCUGAUGGAUGCCUCAUCGUCAUGUUCAACUAUGGCAAACUCCGACCCUGGUGCGGCCGAUACACCAAGCAAGACAUUUUGAGGGCGAUCGUCUGUGUGACCUAUUUUAUUUUUUUCCUAAAUGAACUGACCCAAAUUAACGGCGUCUACAUCGUCAACGACCUUUCCAACAUGACCUUCAAACAUCAGACGUUGUUCUCACUGGAGGAGCAGCGAUUGUUCUACGGUGGCUGGCAUAAAAGCAUUCCAGCUCGUAUCAAAAAGAUCUGCCUAUACAACGUUGGAUCGUUCGGUGACUUCUUCUUCAUGAUCCUAAAGAUGGUGACACCUGAUAAGCUCAUGCACAGGAUUAUCAACUGCGGCAGUUCACUGGAGGAUUUAAGCAAAGAAAUCCCAGAGGAAUGCUUACCAGUUGAAUACAAAACCGUCGGGAAUGCUGAGAAAAAUGACUCCACCACCAGCGAUAAUAUUGGUUACAAGAUUUUUAUGAUGAAUGAUGCAGAGAGUAUGCUUGAAGAAAUGAUGAAGCCAGAAGUACGGAGCCGCAUUAUGUACCUCAGCGAUCCUCAGUUCCACAUGGAUGCCAACAAGUUAUCCAGCCCCUCAGUCGCUGAAUCUUUCAGAAAAUUCAUUGCUGACUGA
Molecule: messenger RNA, 1032 nt
Organism: Helobdella robusta
Lineage: Eukaryota; Metazoa; Annelida; Clitellata; Rhynchobdellida; Glossiphoniidae
Exons: 7
Coding region: 1-1032 (343 amino acids)
Cellular component (GO): membrane
Molecular function (GO): phosphatidylinositol bisphosphate binding
Source: RefSeq, a predicted model, not a curated record